Molecule: messenger RNA, 195 nt
Organism: Colletotrichum higginsianum IMI 349063
Lineage: Eukaryota; Fungi; Ascomycota; Sordariomycetes; Glomerellales; Glomerellaceae
Product: Hydantoinase
Exons: 2
Coding region: 1-195 (64 amino acids)
Source: RefSeq, a predicted model, not a curated record
AUGGGCUCAGAGGUCGCCGGCGCUGACCCCGCCGGUGACGAGAGCCGAGACCACGAGUUAUGGCGGAUCGGCCGCGCGGUCGCCAAGGGAAUAGAGGUGAAGGAAGUCGACAACGUUGCGGAGACGCUGAUUGAGAAGCGCGGUAGUCGUGGAGAAAGCGAAGAUUAUCUGGAAGGGGCCGUGGCAAGCAUUUAG